Calidris pugnax (ruff) is the source of this 7701-nucleotide messenger RNA. RefSeq names its product neurotrophic tyrosine kinase, receptor, type 2 (gene NTRK2). The record is from RefSeq and is a predicted model, not a curated record. Bases 454 to 2445 code for a protein of 663 amino acids. Gene Ontology annotation, molecular function: ATP binding; brain-derived neurotrophic factor receptor activity; brain-derived neurotrophic factor binding. The transcript is spliced from 17 exons. Gene Ontology annotation, cellular component: signaling receptor complex; plasma membrane; axon. NCBI's taxonomy places the organism in Eukaryota, Metazoa, Chordata, Aves, Charadriiformes, Scolopacidae. Gene Ontology annotation, biological process: trans-synaptic signaling by neuropeptide, modulating synaptic transmission; cell surface receptor protein tyrosine kinase signaling pathway; regulation of phosphatidylinositol 3-kinase/protein kinase B signal transduction.
CGGCGGAGGCCGGGGCCCGGCCUGGCGGGGCUGUGGGGCUUGUGCUGGCUGGUGCUGGGGUGCUGGCGGGGCGCGCUGGGCUGCCCCCCGUCCUGCCGGUGCAGCUCCUGGCGGAUCUGGUGCGCGGAGCCGGCGCCGGGCAUCGCCUCUUUCCCCGUGCCGCAGCGGAGCGCCGAGGGCGACAAUGUCACCGAGAUUUACAUCGCAAACCAGCGAAAAUUAGAAAGUAUCAAUGACAAUGAAGUUGGAUAUUAUGUUGGACUUAAAAAUCUGACCGUGGUGGAUUCAGGCUUAAGAUUUGUGUCCCGUCAGGCAUUUGUGAAAAAUGUCAACCUACAAUACAUCAAUUUAUCCAGAAACAAGCUCUCAAGUUUGUCUAAGAAGCCUUUUCGCCAUCUGGGUUUGUCUGAUCUGAUAUUGGUGGAUAAUCCAUUCAAAUGUUCCUGUGAAAUUAUGUGGAUCAAGAAAUUUCAGGAGACCAAGUUUUACACAGAAACUCAGGAUUUAUAUUGCAUAGAUGACAACAACAAGAGGACAGCCUUGCUGGAUAUGAAGGUCCCAAACUGCGACUUGCCCUCAGCAAACUUAAGCAAUUACAACAUCACGGUGGUAGAAGGAAAGAGCAUCACGUUGUACUGUGAUACUACUGGUGGGCCACCCCCUAAUGUGUCCUGGGUGCUCACUAAUCUUGUUUCAAACCAUGAGAGUGACACAAGUAAGAACCCUGCCUCGCUAACCAUAAAGAACGUUUCAUCCAUGGACAGUGGACUGUGGAUUUCCUGCGUAGCAGAGAACAUUGUGGGAGAGGACCAAGCCUCUGCCGAGCUCACGGUAUUCUUUGCACCAAAUAUCACGUUUAUUGAAUCUCCAACCCCGGACCACCACUGGUGUAUUCCAUUCACUGUGAAAGGGAACCCUAAGCCCACAUUGCAGUGGUUCUAUGAAGGGGCUAUACUGAAUGAGUCUGAAUACAUCUGUACUAAAAUACAUGUUAUCAAUCAAAGUGAAUACCAUGGCUGCCUUCAGCUGGACAAUCCUACCCACCUGAAUAAUGGUGCUUAUACCUUACUGGCAAAGAAUGAGUAUGGAGAGGAUGAAAAACGGGUUGAUGCUCAUUUCAUGUCAGUACCUGGAGAUGGUAGUGGCCCAAUUGUGGAUCCAGACGUUUAUGAGUAUGAAACCACGCCUAAUGAUCUCGGAGACACCACAAAUAACAGUAAUCAAAUCACUUCUACGGAUGUUUCCAACAAAGAGAAUGAAGAUAGCAUCACUGUGUAUGUUGUGGUGGGAAUUGCAGCACUGGUGUGCACUGGCUUAGUAAUAAUGCUCAUCAUUCUGAAGUUUGGAAGACACUCUAAGUUUGGGAUGAAAGGUCCUUCUUCAGUUAUCAGCAAUGACGACGAUUCAGCCAGCCCCCUCCACCACAUCUCAAAUGGCAGUAAUACUCCGUCUUCUUCUGAGGGGGGUCCUGAUGCAGUCAUCAUUGGGAUGACAAAGAUUCCCGUCAUCGAAAAUCCCCAAUAUUUUGGAAUUACCAACAGCCAGCUCAAGCCAGACACCUUUGUGCAGCACAUCAAGCGCCAUAAUAUCGUCCUCAAAAGAGAACUGGGAGAAGGAGCCUUUGGAAAAGUCUUUCUGGCGGAAUGCUAUAACCUCUGUCCCGAGCAGGACAAGAUCUUGGUGGCAGUGAAGACACUGAAGGAUGCCAGCGACAAUGCCCGCAAGGACUUCCACCGCGAGGCAGAGCUGCUAACUAACCUGCAACAUGAGCAUAUCGUCAAGUUCUACGGUGUCUGUGUCGAGGGUGAUCCGCUCAUCAUGGUCUUUGAGUAUAUGAAGCACGGAGAUCUUAACAAAUUCCUCAGGGCACAUGGACCAGAUGCAGUACUGAUGGCAGAAGGCAACCGUCCUGCUGAGCUGACCCAAUCCCAGAUGCUUCAUAUUGCCCAGCAGAUUGCAGCUGGUAUGGUUUACCUGGCAUCCCAACACUUCGUGCAUCGGGAUCUUGCUACCCGGAAUUGCCUGGUUGGUGAGAACCUGCUGGUGAAGAUUGGGGAUUUUGGGAUGUCUAGAGAUGUGUACAGCACAGACUACUAUAGGGUUGGAGGUCACACCAUGCUGCCCAUUCGUUGGAUGCCUCCAGAGAGUAUCAUGUACAGGAAGUUCACUACAGAAAGUGAUGUCUGGAGCCUGGGGGUUGUUUUAUGGGAAAUCUUUACCUAUGGCAAACAGCCAUGGUACCAGCUCUCUAACAACGAGGUGAUUGAGUGCAUCACUCAGGGUCGAGUCCUGCAGCGACCUCGCACGUGCCCCAAGGAAGUGUAUGACUUGAUGUUGGGCUGUUGGCAACGGGAGCCUCACAUGAGGCUCAACAUCAAAGAAAUCCAUUCCCUCCUCCAGAACUUGGCCAAGGCAUCUCCAGUCUACUUGGAUAUUUUAGGCUAAAGUCUCCUAGCGUAUCUUCUUACGGGCUGCGGGAAUGAAUGUGUUCAACUGCCGCUGAACUCCAUUAAAAUGUGUUCUUAACUUUGACAGUAUUUAUGACAAAGUUGCGGAGAAGCUUUCAAAGGGCAAGCAAUGUGCACUUCUCCAUCUGUAGACACAGUAUUGACUUUUUAGACAUUACUGAGACGUAUCUCUCCUCUCUCUCUCUCUCUUUCUCUCUCAGUUUCUAUCAUUUUUUUCUUCUCUCCUGUCUUUCUAAUCAAUUUGGCUUCUGCAUUAUUGUAACUCUGCAUAGACAAAGGCCUUAAAAACCUGAUCUGUUAUAUCAGCAGACUCUUCAGUUUGCCCGCCACAAAUAACAAUGCCUUGUUGUAUUCAUGCCUUUGAUGUGGAUGAAAAAAGGGAAAAAUAUAUUUGACUCAAACUUUGUGAUUUCUGCUGUACAGCUACUGGGAGUUUCUAUGGAUUCACCUCAAUUUUUUUGCUUCGGCACGUGGGUGGAAAAAGAAGACUGGUGUUCUCUACAUGAAGCAUAUUCCUUGCAGAGAUAAAGCCAGAUGAAAAGAAGACUUGUGUGAUACACUAUCUGGAGGAACUAGGGGAUCAGAUGGCAUCCAACGCCACAAAAAAAAAACAAAAACAAAAAAACAAAAAACAAACAAACCACAAAAAACUGAAACGAUUUGAUGGAAGGCAAGAGGGAGUUUAGCACUUUCCCUGAAGAGUCUUUCUGAGGACUAAAGGGAUUGUUCAAGGAGGUGCUUUGCCAGCACCUUUCAUUGCCAGAUACAAGUAAAAGGGAAAAAGAUGCUGCCUGCACUGCACACAAUUGUGUUACAACUUGAUAAACUAAACACAUGCCCUUAUUUUGUCUUCUGGUAGGAUAUUGUCAUGCCACUGGUAUAAAAAUGUUCUCCAGCUAGUCUUUUUUAAUAAAAGCUGAAGCUAGGCUUAUUAAUGUACAGUAUUAAUUUCAGGAUCACAUAUUGAAGCUAAGGAUUUUGAUAAGAUAGGACAAGCUAUAGAUGCUGGGGCAGGUGUAUCUUAUACUGUGCUUGUCCAGCAGCAUAUUCCUUCCUUCCUCAAUCCUUUUUCUUUUUUUUUUUUUUCCAACCAUGCAAGCAAAACCGCAUGGUCUUUGUCGAUUAAUGCCCUUUGUGCAGAAACUAUCACUCAUCUUGUAGUACAUCCUAGUAGGCAUAGCGAACUCAUACCAAUAUAACUUAUAUUUCAUUAGAAGGGGCUAAUGGAGGACAUUAGCCAUGUAAAAUGCCUUUACAAUGUUACAAAUACAAUAGGCUGAUAUAACAUGAAUAAUCUAAAGCAUGGGGAUCACUGGUUAUAUUUGAGCCAUGGCAGGGGAUAGACAUCUCUAGAGAAAACAAAUUACUCUGAGGUUAUGGCUUACAAUUCAGAGUGCAAAGACCCUGAGCUCAGCACCAUGUUUGUGUUGGUACUAGUGCUGUCGUUACGUACAUCCACUCGUUCUUAAAUAAUUUAUUUUCAGUUGGAUUGGCAUUAUAUGUGUACAACAUUUGCAUGGCCACUGUGCUGAUGACAGCUGCAUGGGCAUACAUGUUAUUUUUCAAACCGGAAGUUGACGAUUUCCAAUUUAGAGUUAGGAUUAUUUUUAAUAUGAAUUCUUACAAAUGAAAACGUACCUUACCUGUUCUCAAGACUUUUUCCUCCCUCUGUGAGGGGGCGUUACUGCAAAAAAGUGAUCUUUCUUUCUGUUUUCUCUUUUUGUUAUUUCUUAUUGAUAUGAGCCAGAUCAAGAUAAUCCUUCAUCUUUGUGUUGGGGAUAUUUUAUUUAAUAAAUUAAGCAUUUUAUUUUUAUAAGUGUUCCCAUAGCACAUUUAAUAUAUAAUUUGCUCGCAUAUAUUAUUUAUUGAGGCACUUUAGGUUUUUCCUUCAGAAGCUUUUAGAGCUAGCUCAUAAAGAUUCUGAACAUUUUCAAAAGAAAACAGUUCACUGGACAGUGAUGAAGUUUUACCCUUCUCAAUGUCAUUGAAAAGGCAGCGUUACAAAUAAACAUGAUAAUGUAACUAUAAAGCCAUACUCGGUAUUUCUUUAAUAAACUAGAAGUUAUUUCUUAACCGCUACUGAACUGGAAACACACAAAAAGCCAGAAGAAGAUUCCUACAAAAUGGGCCUUAAGAUUUUAUCUAGACUGUCUUGGAAGUUCAGAAAGCUAGAUAAAGACUGAGCAUCCAGUGAAACCCAUUUUCUUGAAAAUCCAAAUGUUGUGUUUUAAAGGAAUUUGAAAUUGAUUUUCAAAAUAACAGUUGUGGAAAAGAAAGGUGUCAGAGUCCACUCUUCCCUGUGCAGUGGGAGGAAGCUGCAGGCGGUGGAGGAGGGUCCUAAGUUUCUACCUGUUGUAUUCUGUAUUAGUUUCUUACGAGCUGAAGAAAAAGGCAUCUGAGAUGCUUCUUCUAUUGGAAAGCAGACUCCAGCCUGAAAGCAAACAGGUGGAUUUUGCAAGCACUAAAAGAAUGUAUACCAAAAAUAACCACAAAACCCUGAAAUUGUACUUAGCGGCAUCUUCUUUUUGAUUAACUAGUGAGACUAUUAGAGUGAUUUCAGAGAAUAAAUAGUGUUACAAUGCAUUGUGCAAUAACAUAGCAGUAUGUUAAACUUCUAAAGGACCAAAUGUUCUAUAGAACCACCGGUAUGGAUAACCAUGACCUAUAUCAUUAAUGUUCUUGGUAGUGCUUAAGAUGUAUAAUCACAGUAGACAAACUGUAGCUAUACCUAGUUUGCGUUUGCUCAUGAAAAGGUGGGUAAGUGUAGCAGAAUGAGCACAGAAGAGGAAGAAAUAUGUUCAGAUCACAAUGAAGGGUGAGUAUAUGUGCAUAUUCAUCAUGCUUGCACUGUCAGCUCAAUCGUGUACACUGAGUAAAUAUGACAAUCAGGCUCAUUUAAAAAGUCUUUCUAGAUUGUGCUAUGAACUGAUCAUAUAUAUAAUAUAUAUUAUAUAUGUGUGUUUGCAUAUGGCAUAUAUAUAUACACACACAUAGCAUAUACAUGUAUGCCUAUGUCUGUUGUAUUUUAUUUAUAUAUGUGCAGACAUGCAUGCACAUUAUGUAUGGGCUGUGUGUAUAUGUAUAAAUUUACAUACACCUACAUUAUUAAAAAUGAUGAUUAGAGUGCUAUUAAUAAAUUGAUAAAGUCUGCUGAGUAACCAAAAUAUUUUUUUCUUUUGAUAUUUGUUUUUUGAUGUUUGAAAGAUUAAACUUUUUAACUGGUGUGCAGCAGAGGCAGUGCUAGAAUGCCAGAGACACAACAACAAGCACUUUUUUUUUCCCCAGAUGAUUGCAUAAAAACGUUUCUUCCAUUCCCAUCUCACAUGUUGAUUUCUCACACUGAAAAGAACCGACAAGCUUCCAAGCUGGGAAAACAGAGUUUGUUUUACUGUCGUUUCUGGGUUUGUGCUAAUGUUGUUUUAUUGUCCUAGAAUAACAGUGCAGCUCCAUUAGCAUUUUAUACUCAUCUGCAGUAGUGAAAUAAUUCCAAGAAUGAGCUGAACUAUUCAGACUGCAACACGACUUGUAGGACAAUGAGAACGCCAAAAUUCAGCAGUAAUAAUCGCACCAUUGGCCACCCUCUGUCCUUCACUCUCAAUAGAUCUGCAGAACUCAGAACUGGCCGUGGAGAACAGAUGCUUGUAAAGCAACAGCACCCCAUGAUGCAUGAUGGAGUGUACCCUUUUAAAAAGGACUUCAUUCAUUUUGAUUUGUAAAACAAUAUAUCUAUAUAUUGUCUACAGUUAAAUAAGUAACUGUCAAUUUUUUCUCUUUCUUUUUCAUCCUUUCUUGCUAUUUUUUAUCACUUUCCUUCCUUCUUUCUCAUUUCUUUCCGUUUCUCCUCUUCCCUUCCUCUUUUCUCUUCCUUUCUCUCUUUCUCUCUUUCCCUCUCUUUCUCUCUGUACCCCUCCCCAACUUUCUGGGAGAUUGUUUUUGUUGUGGUUGAUGUAGACUUUAAAAAAUACUUUAAAAAAAAUUAAAUAACACAAUAAAACAAUUAGGUCACUGGAUGACUAAGGUACAAUGCAUAUGUGUUAGAACAAGUCUGUCUCUGGGUUGUUGCAGCCUGUAACUGAAUUUCAAAUACUGCUGUAAAAUGUGAGGGAGGGGAGUGGGGAGGGGCUGGGGAACUGAUUGGGGUUUCUAAUCAAAGAUGAAGGUUUUGAUAGCACAGGAAGUUGUAUUUUGUUGUUGUGAGGGCUGGGAUGAACCACCGCUGCUUUGAAUCAAGAGGUCCUUUAGAGCCUUAGUUAAAACACCUUUAUUUGGGUGGGGCGGGGGAGUGUGCUAUAUUCAUCACAGAUAUGAAGCAAAAAAAAAAAAAAGUCUACAUGUUGCAGGGAAAACACUGUGAAUUUCACAAUAGCAACCAAGUGACUAUUUUGCCAUCUUUUAAACAUACGUCUCAGGAGAAGAAACGGGAAAUGAUGGGUGUGUUAUUUUUCCGUCUAUGCAUUCUAGACCAGGUCUGUGGGGAUAUUUUGUUUGCUUGUAGAAGGUUCUGAGUGAUGACCAGCUGGUAUUUUAUAAACACUGAAUACUUUGGGCAAGGAUAAUAGAAGCUGCUAGUAGUGAGGCCGUUUGAUUGGAAUAUGUGAAAAAACGGAGAUCAAAUAAAAUCAAAUCUUUCCAGAGGCCUAUAUCUUGCAGCUUAUAUAUAUCUUUCUGUAACUUAAAGAAAAGCAGCUAAGAAUGUUUUAUAUACAAGUAAUUUAAUUCAACAUUGAUGUUUAAUUGAAUCACCAAUAGAGAGAGAAUCAAUUAAUUAUGAAAUAUUUGUCCCAGCCCUGCUCUCCACCUAUACUUCAUGUAUAUAUAUAUUUCUAGAUAUCACUCUCUUUGUCACUUAAGGUAAAGAGGAAGAUAUCUACAUAUGAAUAUAAAUCUCUAUAUUGUCACCAAACUGUGACCUGGUGUGUAGAGCUAUCUUUCUCCUUUCUUUUUUCUUUUUCUUUUUUCAAUGUGAUGUCUCCAUGGAAAUAUUUAGUGGUUCUUGUUUUGCAGUUUGUUAUAACAGGUCAUUGCUUUAAAAGUUUCAUUGCAUCUUGGCUGAUUUCAAAGUGAUGCCUAGGUAUCAGUGUUAAAAGUUUUGUUUGUGAAUCAUGUGACCAGCUUCUCUCAACAUGACAUGGAAAGUCUCUUGUAUUACAGUGUAUUUAAUAAAAAUGAUGUCUUACAAUAAAAAAUGUCAUCCAAAAGAAAGAUAAAAUGAUUACUUUAGAAAACUUAAAAA